AUGGCUACUUCAACAGAAGCACCAACAGAACAACUUGAAGCUUGUUCGAUUCAAGGAUCAAUUGCUUACACCUCUGAAAAAAGCGGUAGUGAUGAGAAAGGCGAUGGGUCCGAAGGGAAACCAUUUAAAACUCCAUUACAAGCUUUUCGUCAACAUGGCGAGAAUGUAACUGUUUACGUUGAUGGGAAAGAUGAAACCAAAGGUAAAUGGGAAUUAUUAUCAAAAGCUCAAGCAAAAAAAGUGAAAACACGAUUUGAAGAUGAAAAGCGCAAGGAAAAAGUUACUGCUGAACGAGAAGAAAAGGAUCAAUUACAACGAGAAGAAAAUUUGAGGAAAGCAAAAGAAAUUACAAUCACUGAAGAUACAUCAUUACCAAAAGCAAAAGUGCUUAAAAUUAAAGCAUUGAAAAGUGAACACGGUGAACGUGUCAAAGUUUUCGGUUGGGUACAUCGCAUUCGAAGACAAGGAAAAAACCUAAUGUUCGUUGUUUUACGUGAUGGUACUGGAUUUUUACAAUGCGUCUUUGCAGAUAAAUUGUGUCAAAACUAUGAUGCAGUUAUCUUGGCAACUGAAGCAACGGUAGGUGUAUAUGGUGUUGUCCGACCUAUACCUGAAGGCCAAACAGCACCAGGCAAUCAAGAAUUAGUAGCUGAUUAUUUUGAAGUUGUUGGACAUUCACCGCCAGGUGGUGCUGAUACAUUAAUCAACGAAGAUUCGCAUCCUGAUGUGCAACUAGACAACCGACAUAUGCUAAUUCGAGGAGAAAAUACAUCGAAAAUUUUACGCCUUCGUUCAAUUGUUACCCAAUGCUUCCGGGAUCAUUAUUUUGAUCGAGGUUAUUAUGAAACAUUUCCACCAACUGUCGUUCAAACACAAGUCGAAGGUGGUUCUACACUUUUUGGUCUUAACUAUUUUGGAGAACCAGCUUAUUUAACACAAUCAUCUCAACUUUAUCUUGAAACAGCUUGUCCAGCAUUAGGUGAUGUGUUUUGCAUUGCUCAAUCGUAUCGUGCUGAACAAUCUCGUACACGACGUCAUUUAGCUGAAUAUACGCAUGUUGAAGCUGAAUGCUCAUUUAUAUCAUUUGACGAUUUACUCAAUCGAAUUGAAGAUCUUGUUGUUGAUGUUGUUGAUCGUGUUUUGAAACAUCCUGAAGCUCAUCUCUUGUUCGAAGUUAAUCCAGAUUUUAAAGCCCCGAAAAAACCAUUUAAACGAAUGAACUACAGUGAUGGCAUUGAAUGGUUAAAAGCUAAUGGAAUUAAAAAUGAAGAAACUGGUAAAUUUUAUGAGUUCGGCGAGGAUAUACCUGAAAUGCCGGAACGAAAAAUGACUGAUCAAAUCAAUGAGCCGAUUUUAUUUUGUCGAUUUCCAGCUGAAAUUAAAUCAUUUUAUAUGCAACGAGACCCUAAGAAUAAUCUUUUGACUGAAUCGGUUGAUGUUCUAAUGCCAAAUGUUGGCGAAAUUGUUGGUGGUAGUAUGAGGAUGACAGAUUUCGAAGAUUUAUCUGAAAGUUUUCGUAAGAAUGGUCUUAAACCAGAACCAUACUAUUGGUAUUUGGAUCAACGUAAAUAUGGAACAUUUCCACAUGGUGGCUAUGGCCUUGGUCUUGAUCGUUUCAUGACAUGGAUAACAAACCGUUAUCAUAUUCGUGAUGUUUGCUUCUAUCCACGAUUUAUUGGCCGAUGUAGACCAUAA
This is a messenger RNA of Rotaria socialis, 1695 nucleotides long. NCBI's taxonomy places the organism in Eukaryota, Metazoa, Rotifera, Eurotatoria, Philodinida, Philodinidae. The record is from the annotation of a GenBank genome assembly.